Zootermopsis nevadensis is the source of this 4434-nucleotide messenger RNA. The record is from RefSeq and is a predicted model, not a curated record. Lineage: Eukaryota; Metazoa; Arthropoda; Insecta; Blattodea; Termopsidae.
AUUUGUGGUAGUCGUGCAUACUGCUGUUGUUUUCUGUGGACUCAGCAGAGACGACUAAAUGAUGUCUAUUGAUAUCGUGUAAUCUUUUGGAGGUUACUUAUUGCCCAUAAACACUUGGCUGUAUUAUAUUUUUUAAGAAGGUUAUGAAGCGAGAAGGGCUGAGGAAACGACGAUAUGGGAAGGAGAUAAAUGUAUGAAAAUGACUGAAGAAAGGGGCAAAGAUUAAAGUGUCAAAUAAAUUACUUUCCAUUGAAUUUCAUGGGGUUCUUAUACAGUAAUACAAAUUGUGUGCCUGUGAUAUGAGAUGAAAAUUUUCCAUAUACCUGGACACCCAAGUGAUUACUGUAGUAGCAGGAGUGCAUGAUGCCACCAAAAGGUAGAAAGUCCAUAUCCCCAUGGAACUUGUGUGAAAACUGUAAAGUGAUAGUGUCACAGAAGGACUUGACAACACAUGCGGAGGACUCUUGUCCACCAUCGUUUGAGUCAUGGACUCAUGGCUUCAUUAAACAAAAAGUUUUGUAUGGCAUACUGGAAGAAGUAAAACCCCAAGAUGGUCUGAAGAAUGUGCCAAAGUCAGAAUGUGACAAUCUGGUAUUGUUAGCACAGUCCGCUUUGCAGCUGUGUGACGUUAGUAUUGGUGAUCCUGUUAUAGUCAGUGUUCAGGGUGUCUCCACUGUCAAGACAGCAUGGCCAACGCUAGAAAAGAGUCUUGUUUCUGUUCUCAUGACCAAAUCAGCAAUGGAUUUGCACUGGGUUAGGAGUUGUGAUGGUCAUGUGAUAGUGAAGAAGUUGACCGAGCACCCUCUUCCAGCUGAGUUAAUAUCUGUUGAGAUGACAGGAGGGCAGAGCAUCCCUCACGCAGACCUGUCUGGCCUCCUUCAGGGAAAACACAGAAACAGAAUCUUGAAAAUAGGAGACAGACUGUGUCUGCAACAUUAUGGCCAAAAUCUCUAUUUCACCGUGAAACAAAUCUGCCCAUUUCAAGGUGCGACUGAUUUGAAAGACAAACUGGGAAUGUCACAUCUUGGCAAGAAUUCACCAGAAGCUGUCCAUGAACUUAAUGUGGAAUUGAAUAAUCUAAAAUUGUCACAGGACGAUGACUGUGGAGAUGACGAGAAUUUGUAUAGAAUAGUGGAAGGAACAAAAUGGACUGUUGGUUCUGCAGUCAAGAAGGAAAGUUCACAGGAUAAACCCAGUUGCAGUUUGGCUUCAGUUGGCGGAUUACAGGACGUAAUUGAGGAAAUUCAUGAAAUUAUCCAACUUGCGUUGAGGAGUUCACCUCUGGUUCAAGGUUUGCCAGUGAUUCGAGGUAUCUUGCUGUAUGGAGUCCCUGGUACAGGAAAGACGAUGUUGGCCGAGGCUGUGGCCGCGGAGAGUAACGUUGCCAUUGUAAAUAUUAGUGGUGCAGAAAUAUACAGCAAAUACCUGGGUGAGACAGAGGGCAGACUGCGGCAGCUCUUCAGAACUGCGGAGCAGCAGGCACCCAGCAUUGUUUUGUUGGAUGAGGUUGAUGCGUUAUGCCCUAGACGAGGCAGCGAUGGCAGUGGAGGCUCUGAGCAGGACAAGCGAGUGGUUACAACAUUGCUGACUCUGUUAGAUGGGUUGCAUCAUUCCGUAUUUAAGGCUGAAGGGAAGAAGAAGAAGGCAGUUCUAGUAAUUGCGACAACCAGCAAGCCAGAUACUAUAGACUCAGCCCUAAGGCGACCUGGCAGAUUUGACCGAGAAAUUGAGAUCUGUGUCCCGAGCCCUAGUGCUCGUCUUGAUAUUCUCCACAAACUUUUGUCCAGAACACCACAUAAAGUAACAGAAGAUGAGCUAAAGGAUGUAGCUCAUUCAGCUCAUGGGUUUGUAGGAGCUGACUUAGCAUCACUUUGCUCUCGUGCAGCUGUACGUGCUAUCAAGAGGACUAGUGCAGGUGGAGAUGGUUUGUGUGGCAGUGACUCCGUUAUUGUCGAAGUGGAGGAUUUUAUCUGGGCUAUGACUCAGGUCAAACCGAGUGCCAUGAGAGAAGUCCUCAUAGAGGUGCCUAAUGUACGAUGGAGUGACGUUGGUGGCCAACAUGAACUGAAGCUUAAGUUGCGUCAGGCCGUGGAGUGGCCGUUGAAACACCCCGAGGUUUUCACUCGACUUGGAAUCUCUCCUCCACGAGGUGUUCUUAUGUUUGGGCCCCCAGGUUGUUCAAAAACAAUGAUUGCGAAGGCACUUGCCACUGAGAGUAAACUCAACUUCUUGUCCAUAAAGGGCCCAGAGCUGUUCAGCAAGUGGGUUGGUGAGUCAGAGAGGGCGGUACGUGAGGUCUUCCGUAAAGCCAGACAAGUGGCGCCAGCUAUUGUUUUUUUUGAUGAAUUGGAUGCUCUGGGAGGAGAGCGAAGUGGAUCAUCAGGAUCUGGGGCUAGCAGUGUUCAAGAGAGGGUUCUGGCUCAGCUACUUACGGAGCUGGAUGGAGUGGAGCCCCUGGGAAAUGUGACAGUGGUCGGUGCUACUAACAGGCCAGAUCGAAUUGAUAAAGCACUGCUGCGGCCAGGCAGGUUGGACCGUGUCGUGUAUGUACCGUUGCCAGAUGCCAGUACUCGGCAGGAAAUCUUAGAAAUGCAACUGCGUAAGAUGCCAGUAGCUUCUGAUGUGAAUAUUGAUGAAUUGGUUGGCAGGACUGAGGGUUACUCUGGAGCAGAGGUCGUAGCUGUUUGUCAUGAGGCAGCACUCGCUGCAUUAGAAGAAGAUUUGAAUGCAACUGAUGUUACAUGCAGCCAUUUUAUGUCAGCCCUACAGUUGGUCACACCUCGUACACCAUCUUCUUUGCUUCAGUUGUAUGAGAUGUACCUCAAACAGAGCUGAGUUUUGUCUGCAUUGGAUAUUACGUUUUGUGAGAUGCCACUUCAUGAACAAGUGGACAGUCAGAGAAUGGUCUCGCAUUAUUGAACUUCCCGUCAUUGCAACUCAAGGAAAAUGCUGCCGAGAUGGAAUAACAGCGUGCUAUCUUAGGCCAGUCUUAUAUAUCAGAAUGGAAAUGUGGGCCCUGUUCAGAACUUGGGGUACAUUGGUGCAUAUGCACUGUGUUGAUAAAGUUCUGAUAUGUAAGAUUUCAGGUUCUCAAGGCAGCGAGUAUUUUUCAUAGUGGCUACAGAGAAAUUGUAUCUUUUAAUUUAAUCUCAAUGCAUCUAUUAAUAAAAACAUUGAAAGUAAUUAUUUUAUAAAAAUUACCACAAUGUUUAAGACAAAUGGUUGUUUGUUAAGUGUUAUUUAACCAUGUAUUAUGUGUCAAUAAAAUGCAGCCCUUACAACCUCCUAUCCAGUGGGUAUCAGGGUCCCCUUCUUCAGGGUAAAAUAGGCAGGGACUAUUCGCCUUCAACUAGUACCAAAGUUGUUUGUCACAUGUAAAAUCUCUGUGAUGCUGAAGUGACAAUUUACUUAUAUUGGGUCAGUAAUGUCUUAGAGGAGGACUUUGUUGUUGUUGGAUACUGUGACUAAUGAAAUUAUUUCCAUACUGAUGGCCCUUCAGUUAAGGUCAUGCUUGUUGCUGGGCCACUGUUCAUGCCAGCAUCUGUGAACACGAGCAGAAUUUGUGUUUAUUCUUGAGAGUCUGAGUGAAUCGAAGUGUGAAGGAUUUGGAAUACAAUACUGAACAGGCUGUUGCUGUUGUUGAUUAGGUGUGGUGGGGAUAUUUAGCAACUGCUGUAUAGCUGUUGUGACGUUUUCCUAUAACAAAAAUGUCUUGUUACGUUGUCAUGAAAGGUUACAAAUACCGUUGUUAGGAUUUUCAUUUAAAAGGAACAUUGUAGGAAAUGGGAAAGAAUGAGUUGAUACAUGCAAAUGUAAGGAAAGUCGUGCUUCAAAUCGAUUCCAGGGAAUUUUAAGUUCGGGGAUUUUAUUUUUGUAAUUCCCGGCAUCUACGAACGCUCGUACUCUGUUUUAUCAUCUGUGCUACUAAAAUGUUUGAAAUUUAUGUGGCAUGAAGUAAAUGGCGGUCUUGCGAAAGUGGUAAUUUAUUUAGAUUUCAGUGUGACGUCGGGUCUGAUGAACCGUUGGAGCUAAGAAUAUGAAAUUUGGUAUAGAAGUAAAUUAACACAUGAGAUUUUGAAGUAGCCAGAGGAAGAUUAAAGGAUGAAAUAACUGUAUGGCAGCGGGCAGAGCUCUUGAAAGCUUUGAUGAAAAUGAAUCUCGUUGUAACUUAAGACAAUGGGCAGAAGAUUAAAGUGUUCCAGUUGGAAAUCAACAGCUUCUUAUCAUCAACAGCAGAAGUAAGUGAAUUUUAUUUUGAUGAUCUCUUGUUUUUAUGCUAGAGGCAGACACGGAAUAUGAACUUCAAAAAAAUCGGGCAAACGUAAACGAGGAUAUUUCUUUUGCGUUGAUUGAUUUUUGGUUUGGUCGUUUACUGAUUCGUUGAUUACUGUGGAAUGGAAUAUGAUUUGUGAAUAAAAGUCAGAAUUACGUGUG